AGUUAAACUAAAAAGUCAUAACACUUGCGGAUAAUUAAUUAACUUAACUCUAAAACAAUUAUUUAAUUAUAAACUUGAAACAAUGGCUGCUGUCAUAGAAUUAUCCGCAAAUGAUGUUCAGGGUUUGUGUCGCCGCUAUUUUAAGGAUUAUGCCGCCAACGAUAAAGAACAACAGCAAGCGGCACAUAUCAAUAACUUUGAGGUGAACUAUUAUAAACUGAAACCCAUAUCAGAUGAUCCUGCUGGCUUUUUAGGCAAUCAUCGUUAUUUAAUAGUGGAAAUCUCUAAGAAAAAUGUUGACAAUCAAGAUUGCGUGGAAAAGUUGAGAUUCUUUACAAAAUCUGCUCCUAUGGAAAUUGCCUCACGCAUGGAGUAUAUGGAAGAAUUUGGUGUUUUCAAAAAGGAAAUAGCUGUCUAUCGUGAUGUCUUGCCCAGACUACAGGAGGUUUUUGAGGGCAUUGCACCCAAGUGUUAUUAUGCUGAUAACAAUUGGUUGGUAUUUGAGGAUUUGCAUCAGCAAGGCUAUAAAAUGGGUUCUGGCCGGGAUGGUCUCUAUGAUGCGGAACAUUUAAAAUGUGCUGUUAAGAAUUUAGCCGCUUUACAUGCUGCCUCGAUAGUGUUUGAGGUAAAACAUAAGAAAAAAUUCGAUGAACUACAUCCAUUGGCUGUUUCCGAGAAUGCCUAUCCUAAGGACUGUUCUCCUCAGCAUGUUCGAUAUCAAAAUUUCAGUAACGCUGUAGGAGUAUUUAAGGAAUUGAUUAAACUCAUGCCUAAAUAUCAGGAUAAGCUAGACUAUAUACUCAAUAAUAUACACGAUAAAAUGGCGGUUAUUUUUAAACUAGUGCAAACUUCUCAGAAAUAUAAAAAUGUCUUUUCCCAUGGUGAUCUUUGGGCCAAUAACAUUAUGUUCCAGUAUAGUAAAUAUGGCGAUAUACCCACACACUGCCGUUUUGUAGACUUCCAAUUGGCACGUUAUGCUCCGCCUAUGAUCGAUUUAAUUACCGUUCUAACCAUACCCACUACCAGAGAAUUCCGCUCGAAAUAUCUAAUGGAAUUUGUAGCCGACUAUUAUCGUUUUAUGAGCGAAUUCUUAAAACGUGAAGAGUUGAAUAUAAAUGAUUUCCUCACCGAAGAAGAACUAUAUGCUUCAUUGAAGGAGUUCCGUAUUUCCGGCAUUAUUGAAUCUUGCUUAUUCUCUCAUUUAACCAUAUUACCAUCGGAACUAACACAGAGUCUAACCACCUCUACAGAUGGUUUUAGUGAUUUCUUCGAUCGUAAGCGUAUUGAAAUAUGUUUGAAGGCCUUCCAAACGGAUGAAAUCUAUAGGACCAGAUUGACCGAUAUGUUGGAAGAUUUAGUUGAUAAUUUUAUUUUAGUUAAGUAACUAUUUAAGAUAAUAAUGAUAAAAAUAAAAGUAUAUAUUAUAACUCCAUAUAAAUACAAUAAAUUAAA
Lucilia cuprina (Australian sheep blowfly) is the source of this 1452-nucleotide messenger RNA. RefSeq lists its product as uncharacterized. Bases 83 to 1384 code for a protein of 433 amino acids. The record is from RefSeq and is a predicted model, not a curated record. The transcript has a single exon. Lineage: Eukaryota; Metazoa; Arthropoda; Insecta; Diptera; Calliphoridae.